This is a messenger RNA of Canariomyces notabilis, 1149 nucleotides long. Its product is annotated as P-loop containing nucleoside triphosphate hydrolase protein. Gene Ontology annotation, biological process: DNA-templated DNA replication; DNA repair. Bases 1 to 1149 code for a protein of 382 amino acids. NCBI's taxonomy places the organism in Eukaryota, Fungi, Ascomycota, Sordariomycetes, Sordariales, Chaetomiaceae. Gene Ontology annotation, cellular component: DNA replication factor C complex; nucleus. Gene Ontology annotation, molecular function: DNA binding; DNA clamp loader activity; ATP binding. The record is from RefSeq and is a predicted model, not a curated record. The transcript has 3 exons.
AUGUCAAACUUUUUUGACAUCAAGGCUCGCAAGGCCGCCGCCGCAACCGGAGCGUCAUCGGCCAGCGCUGAGAAGCAGACAUCAGAGAAUACAAGAGUGCAACCAUGGGUUGAGAAAUACCGUCCCAAAACCCUCAGCGACGUCGCGGCACAGGACCAUACCAUCACCGUCCUUCAACGGACGCUCCAAGCUUCUAAUCUCCCACACAUGCUCUUCUACGGGCCCCCCGGCACAGGCAAGACUUCAACGAUCCUCGCCUUAGCCAAGGAGCUGUACGGACCCGAGCUCAUCAAAUCUCGAGUACUCGAGCUCAACGCCUCGGACGAGCGCGGCAUCUCCAUCGUGCGCGAGAAGGUCAAGGAUUUUGCCCGGAUGCAGCUCAUAAACCCGAGUCCGGCCUACAAGGCGAAGUACCCAUGCCCGCCCUAUAAGAUCAUCAUCCUCGACGAGGCCGAUAGCAUGACGCAGGACGCGCAGAGCGCGUUGCGCCGCACCAUGGAGACAUACAGCAAGAUCACGCGCUUCUGCCUCAUUUGCAACUACGUCACUCGCAUCAUCGAUCCGCUGGCCAGCCGUUGCAGCAAGUUCCGCUUCAAGAGCCUCGAUCAGGGAAAUGCGCGGAGGAGGCUGGAGGAGAUUGCGAAGCUGGAGGGCGUGGGCAUUGAGACCGCCGCUAUAGAUGCACUGAUUCGGUGCAGCGAUGGCGAUUUGAGAAAGGCAAUCACCUAUCUACAGAGCGCUGCGAGACUGGUUGGACAUGGGGCUUCCUCAGAUCACGGCAGUGAUGGUGACAAGAUGGAUGUCGAGAGGCUGGUCACGACCAAGGUCGUCGAGGAUAUUGCCGGCGUUAUCCCGGAUAAGACGAUCGCGGAGCUGGUGAAGGCAAUGCGCCCGCGUGCUGCUGGCGAGACGUACCAGGCCAUUGCCAAGGUGGUGGAAGACAUGGUGGCGGACGGGUGGAGCGCGGGGCAGAUCAUGUCACAACUUCACCAGGCUGUCGUUUAUGACGAGACCAUUCCGGACGUUCAAAAGAAUAAGAUUGUCAUGGUCUUCUCGGAGAUCGACAAGAGGCUGGUAGAUGGCGCCGACGAGCAUCUCUCAAUCCUGGACCUUGCGCUUCGUAUCUCUGGCAUUAUGGCGGGAAGGUAG